AGCAAACAUCGGCCUUGUCUACUAUGUAUACUUUCUUAGCAGACACACCCACUCCCAAGCAUUGAGAUAACAAGACAUACCAAGCAAGGAAGAUAGCAACUACAGCUAGCUAGCUAGCUCUAGUAUAGUACAGCUUGUUAUUACCACAUCCCACAGAUCUAGAUUGGUCAGUCAUGGAAGCUCCUCCUCGUCCAUUCCUCACAGUUCACCUGUUUGGUAGUGAGAGGUCAGGAAAGACGACCCUCAAGAAGCAAUGGUUUGAAUCGUCCCAUUCUAGAGUUCUUUCUGAGAUUGCUGAUGUUCAUGUGAGAAUACAGCAAGAGUGCUCUAAUAGUGUGCUGGCGUCCAUACGUAACUCCAAACCAGAUGUCUAUCGGCAUACCUCAUUUGUGGUCAUGUAUCGCCCUGACACCCAGGAGAGCAUUGUACUGGCUCAGUCUUGUGUGGACAUAAUUCACGAAGCCUACUCCACUGAGCCUCUACCCACCAUCUCUGUCAUUGAGAACCAUUUUGAAGACGCCUUCAAGCCACACUCCGAUAAACCAGCAGACUUUCCAUGGAGCCCUGAUCAGGUGAAUGGACUGGUGCAUGGUCGCCUCUCUCCCAAGCUGUGGAGAGUGAGAGUGACGGACGGUGUGCUCAUGGGUACUGUGUUUGACACUAUCAUUGUCACACCCAUUCUGAGCUCACUGGGCGAUAGAGAGAGGUCAAAGCUUAUUGAGCUGGCUUGUCAGGACGGACAUCUUAAAGUGGUCAAACUGCUCAUUAGCACGAUGAAGGAGAGCAACCUUGUAUCAUGGCUACUUCGCUCUAUGUUUAGUAUGGAGCUCAUCACAUCGAAACCAUCGUCAAAACUCAGUGCACUGGCAGAGGUGGCCAACUUCGCCUACACCCUCGACACAACUAUGGCCAUGUCCACUAUAGUCAGAAUGGCGGACAAGUACCCCAAUGCAUCUUUAUAUCUACUCAAACUAUUUUGUCACCAAAGCCCCAAAGAUGAACAUUUUGUCAUGUCCGGAGUUGCCUUGGUUUCGUUGCCUAAGGGAUGGAUCGAGAACAAACGCAUCACUCACAUCAAUUUAUCAAACAAUCUCCUUCUUUCACUUCCAGUUGAAUUGUUUCAAGAACCAACUCUUUGCAGUUUAAACAUUUCUCACAAUUGCUUGGAGAAGCUCCCGAGCAUUCUCAAAUGGAAUUGUCCAAAACUUAGAGAGAUUGACGUUUCAUACAAUCGACUAACAGACGAAUCGUUUUCGAUAUUCGAGGGAAAGAAAGAUCGGAAUUUUACGAUUGACAAGAAUCCUCCAAAGAAAGUUGAGCAGCACAGUCUGAUAACAGCUGCCCAGCGUACGCUGCGCCUGACCGGCUACAAUCUGUACCCCUGCACCUGCUCGCUGAGUAGAGUCAGCAUCAGUCACAACCCCACACUCAGUCAGAUCCCAGAGUGGGUGUGUGUCCUGCCCAACCUGACCCUCCUCGAGAUGAAGGCUCUCCCUCGAGUGACCACCCUUACUCCGUACCUAGCUCACUGUCGCUCCCUCUGUGUCCUACACCUCGACACAGAUCAGCUGGUCUCCCCUCCACACUCCGAGGCGCAGAGGGGAACGCAUGUCAUCAUGGCCUACCUACGCUGCCGGCUUCGAGGCUCCACCCCUUAUCGGCAUAUACGACUAGUUCUUGUGGGCGUACCAGAAUCGGGCAAGACAAGUCUAUUCAAGCAAUUCUUGAAGGGCAGUUCGAAAGGAGAAUUGACUGAUGCUAGAAUGAAAGAGACUACCUUUGACUAUCCACCAAAGACGAAGACUCGCAGAGAGCAACCUAAAGUUACCUUUCACGUCGUCGAUUUUGCUGGCGAUGAGAUUUAUCGAUCAGUGCACAAAUGCUUCAUGACGUUUCGAACUGUAUAUUUGUGUCUAUGGAAUGUCACAGAGGGCAAGGACUCAUUGAAACAGGUGUUUCCAUGGCUACGGACAAUCCAGGCGUGUGCCCCUGACUCCCCAGUGGUGCUGGUGGCCACUCACAUUGACCGACGUCCCGGGAUCAGCGCCAACACCAUCCUGAAGUGGGAGGAGGAGUUGUUUGGAGAGAUCUCUCGGCUGUCCCACACCUCCCACACCUCUCGACUUGGCCUCCCUCCCAUCAUGCAGUCUGUGGUUAUGGACUGUAGGAACAAGGAUGAUGUAGACCUCCUCAUGGGCGACGUGUACAACAUCUCCCUCAACAUGAAGCUAAGACAUGCAAGAGUCCCUAUGCUAGAGGAGAUGCUACCUCGCUCGUACCAAGAGCUACAGAGUCUGAUAGAGGUCAAAGUCCGCUCCCUACGUCGCGAGGGGGGUCAAACACCUGUGCUACGCCACGAAGAAUUUGUCAGUUACGUGCGUUCACUCACACUCCACAGUCCGAAUGAUAUCGAGCAGGACGACGAAGAAUUUUCACUUGCUUGCCAUUUUCUCCACGAGGCCGGUGUAAUUGUUCACUACAAGUCCUCAACUCCGGGUAUUAGUGAUCUAUACUGUCUCGACCCUCAGUGGCUGUUUGAUACGCUCGCCUCAGUCGUACAAGCCGUGACUCGAAGGAAUGGAGGCUCCAUACAGCCAACCAUCUCCAGUGAAGAGCUCCCAUCCAUCUUUAAACGUGCUAAAGUACCAGGUCAUCUAUACUCGAGUUUUCUCUCCAUGAUGGAAUCUUUGGACAUUAUUGUCAGCCUCGAUUUCGAGAAAAAAACGUAUCUCUUUCCGACCCUGUUACCAUCUACACCCUCCGAGGAGUACCCUGAGUAUAAUUUCAGUUGUCAUGACAAUCAAGUCUGCCAAUACAUACAGUUGGACUACAUUCCUCCCGCUUUGUUCCCGCAACUUUUGUCACGGAUUUUGCUCUACAUUCGGCAAUUGUCGGGUCAACUUUUGUCAGUUGCAGCGGGUCACUUUCAAGAAGAGAUUGAAUCAAUGGCCGGAUCUUUGUCACCACGUUUCGCUUCGAUGCAAUCUGGGUCGUCGAGCAUGCUCCGGCUUAGUCAUGCCUAUCACGUCGAUCACCAUGGUUACAUGACACAAGAUGACUCCGUUAGCAACGAGAGCACUCUGAGAUCGCAACUUUGGUCGCUAUCGGCAACCAACGUAGCCGGCACCCCUCGUCCAAACUCAAGACACCGAUCACUAACGGCAAAAUUAGUCAACCUUUCUCAACCCCUACUUCAAAAUCGAGCCAGGAGUCCGAGUGUUGCGGGCUCUAGCAGCUGUUUAAGUCAUUCAGACAACUUCUCCAACUACACGUUUUGGCAGAACGGGCUCUACACUGAGUUUCCUUGUGGUACAAGGUUUUGGUUGGAACUGUGUGAUAGUGCCAUCUCCAUAGUGAUCGAGGGCGACCUAGUACCGAGGGUGAAAACUUUGUCUUUCUUGAGCUCGUGUGUUGGAGCCCUUGUGGAGGAGAGCUAUGCUGGCCUCCAUUUUGUGUCCUAUAGCCCGUGCCCGUCGUGCUUGAAGGAUUUCUGGCCAAACUUCCAAACUGGGCCCCGAUUUGCCACUUCAGUACUCGAAGUAUCGCAGACACUCACGCUAAACGAGUUUUCCGAGAAAGCCGAGUACACGAGACGAGCUAGUGUCACGACUGGCCAGCCUCGAACGUUCGGAGGCUCUGAUUUCUCGCUAACUAACUCCCCGCCCCCUCAAGAUACCCCCCACAAUGAAGACCUCCCCUUUAUAGCGAUAUUGGACAACCGAGUGGCUCUGUUUCCACUGGAGACUACCGUACAGCAGUCGAUACUCGCGUCCACCGUUCUCUGUCCAAAGUGCCAGGAACGAAUAUCUCUACAAAUGCUCUCACCACAUGUGCUGCUCGUGGAUUUCAAGGACAAAUUUCUACUGAAUGCCAGAAAGUUGGAUUUUUCUGAGGCUGACUCUAGCAAGUUGGGAGGUGGAGGCUUUGGGAAAGUGUUCCAAGGCUCCUACAAAGGUGAGGACGUGGCUAUCAAAGUAUUCCGCAAACGCUACAACAACCAAGUGCUCUUACAUCGCUACAAAGACCUUCGUGAAGAGCUGACGAUCAUGAGCAAUCUCAACCACCCACGAGUGGUCUCACUAGUGGGAGUGUGUCUGAGGCCACUGUGUAUGGUCCUCAAGUUGGCCCCUCAGGGCUCCCUCAAGGACCACCUGACCUUGUGCCCUCAGGGAAUGGACAGUGGUGUGGCUCACAGACUACUCUUUCAGGUUGCUGAUGGAAUCCGCUACCUUCACUCAGUGUAUGUGGUUCACAGAGACAUCAAGCCUGGCAACGUUCUCAUCUGGAGUCUGGGACCAGAGAGAGUGGAUGCUAAACUAGCAGACUAUGGGGUCUCACAGUUCUACACUCCAGGUGGUCUCCGGAGACACAAGGGGACGGAGGAGUACAUGGCACCUGAGCUCUUCCGCAGUCACAACACAGGAAGCUACGAUGAAAAGGUGGACAUAUUCUCCUUUGCUCUGGUACUCCAUUGUGUCGUGACUGGACGCAAGUUAUUUGCCGGCCUGGCCAACAAGAGAGAGCAACUUCAUCGUCUUAGCAACCUCCACAUACCACAGAUCAGUGCUGCACUUGCCGAGGCCAUGACGGAAAACAGCCCUCCAACCUCCACGUCGAAAUUCAAGCACCUUCUAAAAGACGGCCACCACCCCGCAGCUCGUACUGACCUCAUCAACUCUUGUCACUCUGUCUGUAUGCAACAGCUGAUGGUCGACUGUCUCUCAAUCAACCCGCAGGAGAGGCCCUCUGCACAAGGUGUGUGUAGUCGCCUCCUAGUCUGCCCAGGGGGGAAGCCUCAGGCUAACUUCUACAUAAUGAGCCCGGUGCUACACGCUGGCUACAGUGCCCAGACAAACACCAUCGUGGCUGUACAAGAAGACUCGAGUAAGGUCAUGAUUUUGCCAACAGAGUCGUGGGAGAUUGAACGUAUGGCCACACCCUACACGGAGGAACUUAUUAGUUGUAUGACGGUAGUCGGGAAAGAGGUAUUUUUCGCUUCGUCGGUCAGUAAUCUCGUCUUUUCCCUCCAAUUACCCCAAUUGCAAGCAGGACACAUUUCACCAAAACCCCUACACGGACAGGCACUGUGUAUGUUCCCGCAAAAGAGCCCAAAGGGGGAGGGGUUUCGACUCAUUGUGGGCAUGAGUGGUGGGCGUGUUGCCGUGUUUAGAGACCCCCCACAGAUAGCGGAGAGGGUGGGACACAUCCUGGAGUCAGAGCCAUUCGUUACACAGGUCAUGACGAACCCUGACCCCUUAAAAACGGCCAUCUACUGCGGUACGCAUCACAAGAACAGUGUGUGGUGUGGGUGUGGUCGUUACCUCAUCGGACUAGACCACAAAGAGUAUUUAAUGAAGUUCUACAAACCAGUCACCCAAGACGAGAAUACAAGGAUUGCCGUAGUGACAGGUUGCCUCGACUACCUAUGGGUAGGGCUUCAGGAACGCAGUCAGAUUGUGAUCUGCGAUGCAUUCAAAGCUCAGUCCCAGGAGACCCUCGAUGUUCAUGCCAUCUUAGGUCGCUCUGGAGUGUCAGCCUCGAAGGCUUGUGUCACAGACAUAGUGCGUGGUCACAACGUAGUGUGGGUGAGCACUAAUGGUGGCCACCUGCUCUCAUUCGAUCCCCUCACUGCCGACGUUAUCCUCGUCCAUCGCCGGGAGCAACACAUCACACACGCCCUCUGUCUGUACGGGAAACAGGUGGUGACAUUUGCCAAGGGUACUAUAGGCCUGGCUACGGAGGAGGACGAUGAGAUAUCCGGCCUCUUCACUGUAUGGACAGACUAUAUAGACGCUGAUGUUAAUUGAUUGAGUUUCUUGAAUUAUUGUUUUUAUCACUCAUUUUCAUAUGGUUUUCUUUCGAGAUUAUUUUUCACUUGCAUUUAUUUAUUAUGUUGUAUAAUAUUAGAUAUGAUAAUUAUGUAUAUGUCGAACACACAUUUUUAUUUGAUCACAAAUUAAUACAUGUACAUGUAGCGGCUGCAUGAUGCAACAGCUUGAUUGCAAGACUAAAAA
Messenger RNA from Halichondria panicea, 6014 nucleotides. Its product is annotated as leucine-rich repeat serine/threonine-protein kinase 2-like. The transcript has 15 exons. The record is from RefSeq and is a predicted model, not a curated record. Gene Ontology annotation, molecular function: protein kinase activity; ATP binding; protein binding. Gene Ontology annotation, cellular component: cytoplasm. Bases 174 to 5807 code for a protein of 1877 amino acids. Lineage: Eukaryota; Metazoa; Porifera; Demospongiae; Suberitida; Halichondriidae. Gene Ontology annotation, biological process: protein phosphorylation; signal transduction.